Molecule: messenger RNA, 1722 nt
Organism: Phaeodactylum tricornutum CCAP 1055/1
Lineage: Eukaryota; Bacillariophyta; Bacillariophyceae; Surirellales; Neidiaceae
Exons: 1
Coding region: 87-1649 (520 amino acids)
Biological process (GO): protein phosphorylation; nuclear-transcribed mRNA poly(A) tail shortening; mRNA processing
Cellular component (GO): PAN complex; P-body
Molecular function (GO): poly(A) binding; ATP binding; protein kinase activity
Source: RefSeq, a predicted model, not a curated record
UCGUCGAUUUUUUGCUUGUCUGAUUAAUCGAAGACUAGCAAAGUUUGCAAAAGUUGAAGCAAGAUCCCUGACUUACAAAAGUAACUAUGGACGACUUCAACUCGCAAUUCGGGAAGCUCUCCACUACGGCGGCAGAAUGGAAGCCAAGCGGAAAUGCAGACAACGAUUCUGAUGUACAGUUAAACGCCAAGGUUGUCAAGGAAUUUGUACCAGGCCAAGGAUGGAUCGCCUCGUCGACCAAGCCUGCUGCGCGUGAAGCGAAUAUCCCUUCGUCGGUGAGGGAAUAUACAUUGGAUGCGGCAAAUUCCUCCGCGAGGUUUGAAACGACAGUUCCAACAGGGCCUUUCCCUUCUCCGAUGCCAAGCUUCCGGGCCUUGCAAACUCUGGGAUUAGGAGACGAUUUGUGGCGACAUUACAGAGAUAUUUCUUUAGAGAGCUGUAGGCAAAUGGACCCCGAUGACCAGCGGCAGAAGGCAGUCCCUUUACCUUAUUGUAACGCCUACUGUCUAGACGAUAUCUCCCAACGGGGACGCUCCUCGUUCGGUUAUCCAUCGGCAACUUUCCAUGUCACUUCCAGAGAAGACGGCAAUGCUUACUGUCUGCGCCGUUUCGACAAUGUGAGGUGUGUGUCACCCAAAAUAGCCUCCACCGUAUCAGACCGAUGGACCAGUGUCGCAGUUGUACAAGAACAUCCCGGCAUUGCACCCUUUUACCAAUGCUUUAUGGCCCAACGUGCUGUGUUCUUUGUGCACCAGUACAUACCUGGAGCGCGUAGUCUCAAGGAACGCCUCGGGGGUCCGUUGUCGGAGUGCGUCCUGUGGAGUUGUAUCUCCCAACUUGUGUCGGCUUUACGAACAAUUCACGGAAGAAAUUUGGCCGCUCGUACUUUGCAACUUCAUCACAUCUUAUCGAAUACGGAUUCGGCUGCAAGUCGGCUGCGUGUGCGUUUGAACUGUUUGGGCAUUGCAGACGUUCUGGAGUUUGAAGCGCGCAAAAAGGUGGCCGACCUGCAGCGACAUGAUGUUCGGGAUCUUGGAAGGUUGAUUCUCUCACUAGCGUCAGGUACCGAAAUCACCCAUUCCACCGACAUGGAAACGGUAGGAUCAUGUGAACAAUUCUUGGCACAGAACUACUCGCCAGACUUACACAAUUUAGCCAUGACAUUGAUCAGGAGUACACCUCAGCCGCCGUCGAUUCUUGACGUAAGUAGAGUUGUCGCUCAACGGGCUUUCGAUGAGCAAGAUGCAGCUUAUCAGUCCUUUGAUCGCAUGGAACGAGCGCUAUCCGCAGAGUACGAUUCAAGCCGGAUGUUACGAAUCUUGCUGAAACUAAGUUACGUGAAUGAACGACCCGAAUUUGGCCCAAAUCGAAGAUGGGCGCAGUCGGGAGAUUGCUAUGCUCUGACGCUAUUUCGUGAUUACGUCUUUCACCAAGCUGAUGGUGGUGGCUAUCCAGUUAUGGAUUUAGGGCACGUCAUAUCAGCGUUGAACAAGCUUGAUGGCGCAGAUGAAGAAAAGAUUGUUUUGUCGUCUCGGGAUGGGAAGAGCCUAAUGGUAGCAAGCUACGCAGAGAUAGCUCGAUGCCUGGAAAAUGCGUUCCAGGAACUAUGCGUGGGCGCAGUAUCGCAUGAUGCGUUGCAUUACUGUUGACUGAGAGCGAAUCAGAUACAUCACUUAUUGUCACAAAUUAAAUUGAUACUGUAAAUGGGAUGCUCAAGACGUG